Molecule: messenger RNA, 2492 nt
Organism: Pimephales promelas (fathead minnow)
Lineage: Eukaryota; Metazoa; Chordata; Actinopteri; Cypriniformes; Leuciscidae
Gene: mpp2a
Product: MAGUK p55 scaffold protein 2a
Molecular function (GO): protein binding
Source: RefSeq, a predicted model, not a curated record
CUUUAUGUCCACGCAACGACUAGACUCUGAUUUGAUGCUUUGUAGCGUGGUAGACACCUCAUAGAAUCAAAACAACGCAACGAAGCUAUACGCGAAAGUUGCAGAUUUCAAACAUCAUGCCUGUGGCAGCUACCGGCACAGAGCAUGCAGUGCCGCAGAUGCUGGACACACUGAGUGACAGCACCAGCUCUGCCACUGCCACUGCCAAUGACCUGGACCUCAUCUUCCUCAAGGGCAUCAUGGAGAGCCCUAUGAGUGCAGAGAGUCUGGAGGAGACACGGCUGGAGGCCGUGAGGGACAAUAAUGUGGAGCUGGUGCAGGACAUCCUGAGAGAGUUGAGCCCCUUUACACACCGCAGCAACACCGCCGCAGAGCUGUCACUCAUUCUCAACCAGCCGCACUUCCAGUCUCUGUUGGAGACCCAUGACUCUGUGGCCUCUCAGACGUGUGAGACUCCGCCCCCGAGCCCCUGCGCUUUCAUGGAGACGCCCAUCAACAGCGUACCCGUGCCAGCUGAUGCCAUCCGGAUGGUGGGCAUCCGCAAAGUGGCUGGAGAGCACUUGGGUGUGACGUUCCGUAUUGAGAACGGAGAGCUGGUGAUUGCACGUAUUCUCCACGGGGGGAUGAUCGACCAGCAGGGUCUGCUCCACGUGGGUGACAUCAUCAAAGAGGUGAACGGGAGAGAGGUGGGCGACGACCCUCGUGUGCUGCAGGAGAUGCUACAGGAGACCAGCGGCAGUGUGGUGCUCAAAAUCCUUCCCAGCUACCAGGAGCCACAUCCCCCGAGACAGGUUUUUGUAAAGUGCCAUUUUGAUUAUGACCCUGCCAAUGACAACCUCAUCCCUUGCAAGGAGGCGGGACUGAUGUUCUUAAGUGGAGACAUUCUGCAGAUUGUGAACCAGGAAGAUGUGAACUGGUGGCAGGCACGUCGUGUAGAGGGAGGCAGUGCUGGCCUGAUUCCCAGUCAACUCCUGGAGGAGAAGAGGAAAGCUUUUGUGAAGAGAGAUGUUGAGCUGUCACCAGCAGCCAAUCUCUGCACUGGAAUGGUUGGCAAGAAGAAGAAGAAAAUGAUGUACCUGACUACAAAAAAUGCAGAUUUUGACAGGCAUGAGAUACUGAUCUAUGAGGAGGUUGCAAAAGUCCCCCCGUUCCGCAGGAAGACUCUGAUUCUGAUGGGCGCACCUGGAGUGGGCCGACGAAGCCUGAAGAAUAAGCUGCUAGUGUCAGACCCUCAGCACUACGGCACCACCAUCCCCUACACCUCUAGGAAGCUCAAACCAGCAGACAGAGAGAAUAUGAUGUACGCCUUCACAUCCCGGAGUAAGAUGGAAGCUGAUAUUAAAGCUGGUCACUAUCUUGAACAUGGUGAAUAUGAUGGUAACCUCUACGGCACCAAGAUUGACUCCAUUCAUGAAGUAGUGGAGGCUGGACGCAUCUGCAUCCUGGACAUCAACCCACAGUCCCUAAAAGUCCUCAGGACAUCAGAGUUUUUGCCAUAUGUGGUGUUCAUCAAAGCCCCUGAGUUUGAGGUGCUUAAGACCAUGAACAGAUCUGGGAUUGAGGCAGGAGUGGCGAUUAAACUUCGAACAGACGCAGAGCUAAAGAGGACAGUGGAUGAGAGUGCCAAGAUUGAAAGAGUGUACGGACACUACUUCGACCUCACUAUAGUGAACGACGAUUUGGAACAGUCGUACAGGACCCUCCAAUCCUCCUUAGAGCAGUUAAAGGGAGCUCAGCAGUGGGUUCCGGUUGGGUGGGUCUUUUAGAGCUCAGUAUAGCAGCUAUUGUAUGUUUCAUGUGCCACUUUAUAUAUCAGUGCUACCUGGUUUAUAUCAUCAACCUUGUUCCAAGGGUGUACACUGAUCGGAGAGAUGCAGGUGUUAGUGUGUCUGUGAAAUCACCAUCUCUCCAAAGACAUCCUGAUACAAACCUCAAAACCAGAAUAUCUUGUGUCAGAAUUUAGCCACAGACUUUGUCACAAAAUCUUUUUGUUUACAGCCUGAGUAUUAUUUACAUUUCUGCUCAAACACAUUUUGAAGGUAAAGACUCAUUUGUGAAUUUUACAUACAAAAAAUAUUAGUCUUAAUCUGUUUUUUUUUUGCCAAGUAAAAAUAAUCCCAUAAAGAAUAAGAUAAAUUUACUUCAGACACAACAUUGUGUAAGAUACAAAUAUAUUUUACUUUAAUUAAUCUUUAAUAAUUUGAUACCCCAUUAGCACAUAAUUUUUGUUAGUUUAAGCAUAAACAUAACACACAUUUUGUUAUUUAUGUUUAAAUCAAUUUAAAAAAAUAUAUAUAUAAACAAUAGAAUAUCUGAACUUUUGUUCAAAGGUUUAGUUUUUUUGAAAGUUUUAAUUUGCAAGAAUGGAUUAGGUUGGUUAAAAGUAACAGUAAAAACAUCUAUAAUGUUACAUAAGAUUUCUGUUUCAAAUAAAUGCUGUUCUUUUUACAUUUUCUAUUCAUCAAAAAAUGGGAAAAAAAAUGUAUCACUGU